CCUGCCGGGAGAGACAACGCCAUUUUCAGAUGCGUUUGCGCUGAGAUCCGAGUGUUUUGGCAAACUGUCGUCCUGCAAUAGUGAUAAUGUGACUAUUCAUCUGUUGUUUCUGCAUUGCGCUUUGAUUUGCUCUCCUGCUGUCAGUGGCAGGAACUUCCGGCGAGGAGACCGGAGAAAGGACGCACUCACACACAACCGGCCCGGCUGCCCGAUUCCAGCCUAAAAUCCUCGCAAUAAGUCCGCGGAACAUUAUAUUGACUUCGGGUUUCGUGGUGGGACACGGAGAAACAAACCUUGUUACGGUAGAGUGUGACCUGGAUGUUCCGCAGAACGGAUGCGUGAGGACAUGUCGAGCAUGGUGUGUGUGAAGGAGACGGAGGACCAGGGGGACACCGGUGAGAAGUUAUCUCAGGAUGAGCUCCUGUGUCGGACCCGGGAGGUAAUGCAGGGACUGGAGGCGCUCCGUGCUGAGCAUCAGGCCAUCUUGGAUGGGCUGAUGGGGACCUUGCACUGCCUCAAACAGAGCCAGGAGGGUCGUGCUGUGGAGAAGACGACCAUGAUCCAACGCUCACUGGAGAUGUUGGAGCUGGGCCUUAGCGAAGCACAGGUGAUGAUGGCUCUCUCAGGGCACCUGAGCACAGUGGAGGCAGAGAAACAGAAACUUCGAGCACAGGUGCGGAGACUGUGUCAGGAGAACCAGUGGCUGAGGGACGAGCUGGCAGGAACCCAGCAGCGGCUGCAGAAGAGUGAGCAGAGUGUGGCCCAGCUGGAGGAAGAGAAAAAACAUCUGGAGUUCAUGAACCAGCUCAAGAAAUAUGAUCAGGACCUCAGCCCAUCAGAUGAUAAGGACUCCGAUACCAGUAGGGAGACACUAGAUGAUCUUUUCCCAGAUGAGCAGGAUGAGCCGGGCCCUGGCAUCCAGCCUCCUCACAGCAGUGCAGCAGCAGCAGCGCAGCAGGGUGGGUACGAGAUCCCUGCUCGUCUCAGAACCCUUCACAACCUGGUGAUCCAGUAUGCCUCACAGGGAAGGUAUGAAGUGGCCGUGCCUCUGUGCAAACAGGCUCUGGAGGAUCUGGAGAAAACCUCUGGACAUGACCAUCCUGAUGUAGCCACCAUGCUCAACAUUCUCGCCCUCGUUUACAGGGACCAGAAUAAAUACAAAGAUGCAGCAAACCUCCUUAACGAUGCACUGGCCAUCAGAGAGAAGACUCUGGGCAGAGAUCACCCUGCGGUGGCUGCAACACUGAACAACCUGGCCGUUCUUUACGGCAAGCGAGGGAAGUACAAGGAAGCAGAGCCUCUGUGUAAAAGAGCACUGGAAAUCAGAGAAAAGGUGCUGGGAAAGGACCACCCUGAUGUUGCAAAGCAGCUAAAUAAUCUGGCCUUGCUGUGUCAGAAUCAAGGCAAGUAUGAUGAGGUGGAAUACUACUAUCAGAGAGCCCUGGAGAUCUACCAGACCAAACUGGGCCCCGAUGACCCCAACGUGGCCAAGACCAAAAACAACCUGGCUUCAUGCUAUCUGAAGCAGGGGAAGUUUAAGCAGGCAGAGACUCUAUAUAAAGAGAUCCUCACCAGAGCCCACGAGAGGGAGUUUGGCUCUGUUGAUGAUGAGAAUAAACCAAUCUGGAUGCAUGCGGAGGAGAGAGAAGAACAGAGCAAGGGCAAGCAGAAGGAUGGCUCUCCAUUUGGAGAGUAUGGUGGCUGGUACAAGGCCUGCAAAGUUGACAGCCCCACGGUCACAACCACACUGAAGAAUCUUGGAGCUCUCUACAGGCGACAGGGCAAGUUUGAGGCUGCAGAGACUCUGGAGGAAGCUGCUGUGCGCUCCAGAAAACAGGGUCUGGACACAGCACAUAAGCAGCGUGUGGCAGAGGUGCUGGGAGACCCUGAAGUACGAGAGAAGCAGCGGAGCCGUGAGAGCCUCACCUCUGACACGGUCAAGUACGAAAGCGGCCCAGACGGAGGAGAGGAAGUGAGUAUGAGCGUGGAGUGGAACGGGGUGUAACUCCAGAUGCCUUGUUGUGGUUGUAGAACUUACCUUCUGCAUGAUGGACGCCCUCCUCACCCCCUCUCCAGCUUUGCUGUUUUUCGUCUUCUCUCCGAACGGCUCCAUUCCUUCUCCUCCUCCUUCUCUGGGCAUAAGCAGCUAAAACAUUGCUGAACUAAACCUCUCUCCUAUCCUGCAAUACUCUGUAAUAAAUCGUCACUGUAAUAUGUCAUUAGAUGGAGCUUUUCCUGUCUGUCAGUCUCUAUAACUGUCAAAGCCAUAUUCAUUUGUUGCAAAUAAAGGCAAGGUUGUGAGGUAUAAAAGUACAGUGCAUUCACUGGCUCAGUUCCUUGGGAGCUGCCUAAAUAGGCAGCAUAUUAAGGCAUUAUAAGUGAGCUCCUAACACAAAGGCUGAUCUUAAGGCAGCAUGAUUACACUUCCCUUUAAGAUAAGUUAUUUUGGUAAAAUUCUAAGGCAGCAUUACUUGUAUCCUUUGCAGAGAAGGCAAACGCAGAAUGCAAGCUAAGCAAAGGAAAAUCCAUCCAAGGUGGUGGAUGACGUGAGAGAAAUGUCAGUUAUAAAUAUAAUUAAAUGCAGCAAAGAAUCAAUAUAGUUAUUGUUAAAUAGUUAAACGUGCAGACUGACCACGUGCAGCUCAAUAUUUCUUCACACGUGGAUACACGUUAUGCUACUACUACUAUGUUUUCUGCUGUGUACCGUGGUGUUGGAUAAUUUUGAAAUGUAAAUGUUUUUUGGACCAAAAAAGUUUAGGAAAACAUGACCUAGGACCUCAAGAUGGUAUAACAUUAAUAAUGGACUCACAGCCUCGUUUUCAUUUGCGUCAAAUUAAAUAUGGUGUUUCCUCUAAACCAAGGUCUGUAAUGUACAUGUACCAUGCACUCUUCUAUAAAGGGAUAGUUCACACACAAAUUAUAAUUCUCUCAUUAUUUACUCACCCUUAUGCAGUCUCAAAUUCACAAGAGUUUGAUAUGUUCAUAGAUGCAUGAUGUGUUUGCUGUAUGAUGUCUAUAUAAUGUAAGUCAGUGGCGUACAAAUCUUUCAAACACCAAAACACACAUAAAGGCAGCAUAAAGUAAUCCACACAAAUCUCAGUUGGUUUAAUCCAUAUUUAAUCCAUAAGGCGAUACGAUUGGUUUUGGGGUGAGAAUCAGACAUAUUUAUAAGUUCUAUCCAUUUAAACUUGCAUUGUGUGGACAUAUCUUUAUUUGUGUUUCACAGAAGAAAGUAAGUCAUGUGAGUUUGAAACGGCAUAAAUGCGUGAUCAAAUUUACCCUUGCCAUGGUGUAAUCCAUGGCGAGAGCCUUGCCUCAGUGCUUCACUUCUGCUAUUCAACAGCGUCAACAAACUGCAACACUAGGUAACGUUAGCUUAGAGAUGGAAUCCAGCAAACGUCCGGCUCCCAGCUCAACACCAACUCCAACGCAAACUCAAGAGUAAGCCAAAAAAAAUAAUCUUCUGAAUCCCAUCUGGCUAAGCUGGAACGUGAACGUGGUCGAGCGAAAACUAGAGCGAACAUCGGCAGGGCAUUUGAUUCCUGGAGGCAGCUUCGUUCUGUUUUAGAGAUCAAAACCGACCGUGAAUAGACGUUGUUCUUAUUGGACAGGUAAGCUUUCAUAACGGCAAAGCCUCUGAAAUAUAGUGCCAUAAGGAUUGAUCUGUGUAAUUUUAGCUAAACUACAAUAACACGUGAAAUGAAUGCUUGACAUUGUUCAAGAUAAUGCAAAUAUACUCAUUCAUUAGUGUAAUGUAACUUGGUUGUACAGAAAAUAUAUACAAUCUAUUAUUAUUAAACAAUAGCGCAUCGAUAAAUCAAAAUGACAGUUGCAAUAUAAUCACAUCAAUACUGAAUUGUGUCAACAUAUUUAUAAUGUAGAGUCUAUUUUAUAAACAGCUACUCUCAUAAUCUACCAAAUUUAGCUAACAGCUAUUGAUAAAGCUAGCGAGCUAAUGCUAAUCCUGUAAAUGCAGUCAAUGUAUCAUGCAAAGAAAAGUGAUUACUUCAAACUAAAGUCUUGCAUAGUCAGACCUACAGUAUAUCUACACUUUGUUUUAGACCUGUUCCAGCACUGGAGUCAAAUAUAAUAUACAUUCUCAAAGUUUGUAGUAAAACAAUCAUAACUGUGUAAUUUUAAUUAUGCUACCUCAUCUGUCAGCAUGAUCCCGGUGAAUCACGUUCAGUCUCUUUGUAUGUUACAUCAUUGUUUUUGUUGAUGCUCGCUCACGUACCUAUGGAGUGUGUGCACGAGCAACAGGUAGCUGGCUGCAGUUCACUUAAUGGCCACAAGUGUCAUUAAUAACAAGGGUUUCUGAAUCUUACAUACUGCACAUUUAAGGGUAGAAUAUCAUUUUUGGGUGAACUAUCCCUUCACACUUUUUGGACAAGGCCUUGUACAGUUCUGUGUCUUUUGGUUCACAUUGGUUGACCUUAUUGAGUGCUCCCUCAAUGACUGAGGUAUUCACUGAAUGAAGCCAUUUGAACUAUGAUCUGCUCUGUCUGCAAGUGAGCUUUGUAUUGCUAUAUCAGUCACUUCCUGUCCAGUGCAUUAAUGUGGCAUGAUUGUGUUGUUCAGAUUUAUAUAGACCAAAUCACACUUUAUUAAACCAUUUCAUAUUGACCAUUAUUGUGAGACCAUUGUAAGGAGGUAGAGAGUGGAGAUGGACAGAUGAGAAGAAAGAGAGGGAUGACAUGGGAUGAAUAGAUGUAUAGAAUCUGGGGAAUCUGAUGCUCUUCUUUUCAUUAUCCUUCUAACCUGUUCUCUGGUGUGUUACUACAUCUUGUGACUUUCAUAACUUCUAAUAAAACUGACUUUGCUCACCACAGCAUCUGCCUGUUUCCUCUUUCUCUUCAACUAUAUUUGAAUGUGAAUGUGUGUGUGUUGAAAUGUUCAGGUCUUGUAUUGCAGAUUUAUGUGUGUUUGUGUAAGCUGGAUGUAUUGUGGCUAACUUUUUUUUUUAAAACUGCUUGUUGCUUUUAUGGAGGUGAUGAUUUGGAUUUAUCUGGGUCAAUGUUGCAUCUUCUUCCCCUCUUUCCUUCCCUCUACACCUCUAUCAACCCCCACCUCAACCCUUCUCGCUUUUCCGAGCCUCUGGAUGAAUAGCGGGGGUCAGAGGUGAAGGGUUGCAGCAGAAGAGACUGCAGCAGAGCAUGGUAAACAAGAGAAGACUAAAUGUAUUGGGACCUAGAUAAUAUGACAUGGUUCCCACGGUGAUGGAAAACCUGGAAAUAUCAGCCAAUUUUUUAAUUUGUGUUUUUUCAGGCCUAGAAAAUAAAUUAAUAUUAAUCUUAAAUGGUCAUGUAAAAGUAAUGAGAGUUAAUACAAUCUGAAAUGCAAUUGGAAAAGUAAUUUUAAUAGUUAAUUUAUAAAAAAAAAAAAAAAAAAAGUUAUGCUGAGCUCUAAAAUAAAAUGUUAUAUUGUAUUGGCUAGAAAAAAACUGUUUGUAAAAUAAUUCUAAAUAAAAAACAACAAUCAUUAUCCAGUAAUCAUGAACAACUGGAAAAGUCAAGGAAAUUCAUGACAUAAAAGGUGUAGGAUCCCUGAUAUUAGCACUAAAACAUCUUUAAAAACUUCUUGACUUUGAUGAGCUGAAAUCAAUAAUGGGAAAUUGUGGA
Molecule: messenger RNA, 5618 nt
Organism: Xyrauchen texanus (razorback sucker)
Lineage: Eukaryota; Metazoa; Chordata; Actinopteri; Cypriniformes; Catostomidae
Product: kinesin light chain 1-like
Exons: 15
Coding region: 335-2005 (556 amino acids)
Biological process (GO): axo-dendritic transport
Cellular component (GO): kinesin complex; membrane-bounded organelle; cytoplasm
Molecular function (GO): kinesin binding
Source: RefSeq, a predicted model, not a curated record